Molecule: messenger RNA, 2385 nt
Organism: Cygnus atratus (black swan)
Lineage: Eukaryota; Metazoa; Chordata; Aves; Anseriformes; Anatidae
Gene: GIPC2
Product: GIPC PDZ domain containing family member 2
Exons: 7
Coding region: 932-1639 (235 amino acids)
Molecular function (GO): protein binding
Source: RefSeq, a predicted model, not a curated record
CAUCAUUAAAAAAACAAAAAUCGACCCAGCCAGCUCCUGAAAUACCAUAUAGCAUUUUCCUGUACAAGUACUAUACGGCAUGUUCCAAAAUAGUGUCUAAACUGCUCAUUUAUAUCCAAAGGAGGGAUGAUAAACUGCAUUAAUUGAGAAGCAGCCCUUGCCUGCCAGAACAGCUGUGGUUAAGUGUAAUAAAGACCAAGAACAACUUUGAGCUCAAUUCAGGAAAACCACAUACAUUUUUAUUUUUCCUCAUACACCAACAGACUGAUUUUAAGUGAUAGGUAGCAGGAAUCAAACCCCUGGGAACCCCUUAUGCUCCCUGUUAAGUCACAGUCCCAAACUUGAAGUCAGUGCACAAAAUGAGUUUAUUUUUUGCUUCCAGAGGAUGGUUUGACUAGCUGCUGCUUUUCAUGUGUCAAAGCUAAACAAUAUAUUAAUAUUUAAUGUGGUACUGCCAUACUGUCAGAAGAUCAAUUUGGUAAUGGAGUUUAGGCCCCUCCUGUCACAGGCAAUCCUUUUUGAACUCCUGUCUUAAGAUUAUAUUUCAUCCUCUAUUUUUUCAAAAACCUCUUUUUUUUUUUUAGCAUCCUCUGGUGGUUUAAAAAUAGCUUUUAACAUUAUGACUUGGAAACUUCAGUUCUAUUUUUUUAUAGUUAUUUCAAUUUGAUACUACCACAGAUACUUAAAAGGACCAGCUAUGUUUCUUCUUGACCUUAUUUUCAUUAGAGUAAGCAUGAUGAGGUCCUGCAAUAUCUUAUAAAACAGAUUCUUCAUUCUCUCGUCAGAGUUCUUUUGAGCAGCUGCUUCAUUUGGAGUGUGGGUAACCAGAAAGAUACGAAGUGUUUCAGAAGAUAAAUGAGUUGGUAGGCAUCAAGAUUGGUGGAGAUAAGACUUAUAAUACAAAAGAAUUGGUGACAUUGACCUUUUGAUCAUGUUUUGCACUUUGAACACUCAUAAAGUUGAUAUGGACAAGCUGUUAGGUGCUCAGAUUGGCCUUGAAGAUUUCAUAUUUGCCCACAUAAAAGGAAAACGAAAAGAAGUCGAAGUUCUUAAAUCUGAUGAUAUGCUUGGACUUACCGUUACAGACAAUGGAGCUGGCUGUGCAUUUAUAAAGCGAAUCAAAGAAGGUAGCCUUAUGGACCAAAUCAAAAUGAUCUGCGUGGGUGAUCACAUAGAGUCUAUAAAUGGAAAAGAUGUGUCAGAUUGUCGGCAUUAUGAAGUUGCCAAAAUGCUAAAAGAUCUGGAGAAAGGUCAGGUGUUUAAGCUGCAGUUGAUAGAGCCCAGGAAAGCAUUUGAGAUAGAACCGAGGUCCACAGGUAGAGCUUCGACAGAGGCUAAAAUCUCCAGAGGGAGAGAAACACUUCGGCUGAGAACUAAAGGCCCUGCCACUGUGGAGGAAAUGCCAUCUGAAGUUGAAGAAAAAGCAAUAAAAAAAGUGGAUGAGCUUCUUGAAACAUACAUGGGGAUAAGAGAUAUUGAAUUAGCUGCAACAAUGGUGGAAGCUGGAAGAGACAAGAAAAACCCAGAUGAAUUUGCAGUGGCAUUGGAUGAAACUCUCGGAGACUUUGCAUUUCCAGAUGAGUUUGUCUUUGAUGUAUGGGGAGCAAUAGGAGAUGCUAAGCAAGGACGACUGGAAUGAGAAUUGUGUGUCAAUCCCUAUUCAAAAGUACAAAAUGACUUUCAAAUACAUCAGAAUACUAAUACUUCUAUUGUUAUAAAUCUAGGGUGCUCUGUAUAAGUAUUCUUAUCAGAAAAUUUCUAUUGCAAAGGAAAGUUUUUAACAAAAAUGAAGAUAAAACCAAAGAUUUGACAACUGCACACUUAAAACAAACAAUUUACAUGUAGAAAUCAAUCAGAGGAUUGCGUCAAGGAGAUGUAUAUAUACACGCAUUUUAUGAAAAUUCAUGUGCUUAGAUAUCAAUAUUCUGAAGUGUUUGACAUGCAACAAAAAAUUAGGACUAUUUUAUCUCAUUUUUUAGAAAGGUUUAUAUACUUGAUGGAAAACUACUCAGCAAGACACUGUAGUUCCCUGGUCUUUUCGUGUUCUUAUGUGCUUAACCACACUGAGAGCUGUGGAAAACUUAAAGCUUUAGGCUUUUAUACUGUUUGGCCUGGAUUUAUUUUUUUUCUGUAGACAAAGCUGGGAAGAAGCCACCCUGCUUCCAGAAAAUCUGCAUUCAAGAAAAAAUAUUCCUCUGGGACAUGAGAACUAUGACCUUAAAAUGAAAAAGACUUUAAUUUUUAGUCACAAUACACACUGCCUAGGUAUUUCUCAAAUGAUUAAUUAUAGUAGAAAUGCCUAAAACAGGAAUCUGCUGCUUUAUUCUGAUGCCAUAUUAUCACAAUAGCAGCUGCAUAAGAAGAAACAAAUGUUAAUUUUGGUUA